CCUCAUUCUCAGUAGCUCACUGUUAGCCGGAGAGCUAACAGAGUUGAUGACGAAGUAAAAAUGGCGGAUCUUUCGAAAUCCAACCCCGGCCUGAAAUAGUAACGCAGCCAGCAAAUAGCUUGUCGCUUUUUCCUCAGUCUUUGCCUCAACUGGGACCACUUCUGUGGAUGUUUUUAUUAUUAUUAUUUUUUUAUACAAAUGAGUGCAGCUCAGCACAGUUUCAUGUGGGUGCGUGAAAACAAUCAGAGCAGUUAGAGAGAGGUGUGUGUGUGUGGUAUGGGGGCGGGCAGGGUUCAUAUGUGCGUUUCGGUGGAUUAAUGUUGAGUAGAGUGCAGCAGGACAAAGAUACGCCUGAGAUGAUCAGUGCGGCCUAGCUAACCCAGCAUCAGCUGUCACCCUGUGUCAAAAUUAGUAGGGAGCUCAAGCGUGACUCAUGCACACCCCUCAAUUAGUUUAAUCUCGUCGUGAUUACUGAUAAAGAAUUUACAGAGAGCUGAGACUUUGCAAGCAUGGAUGUGGUGUCACCAGAGGUCAACAGCCUCCUUCCUGAUGAGAUCAUGGAUACUGAGGCCAUAGAGGACAUCCCUCACUCCCAGCCCGACGGCACCACGGUCCAGUCAGAGCCCAGUGGUGACACAUCGGUCCCAAUGGAAACGGAUACACCCAUGGCUUCAGAAACUUUGAGCCUCUGUUCAGAUGCCACUUCAACAGAACAUACUCAGGCUCUGACCACCUCCACCGCUACAGACUCCACGUUCAGCAUCAGCUCCGGAAGUCAGCUUCCUAUCUCGAUUUCCAGUACAUCGACACCCCUUCUUACCCUCAAACCAUCCAUGGCUACUUCCACAGCCACUACCAAAACUACAGAUAGUUUGACUGGGACUAGUGUCUCUACAAGUGGGUUACAGAAGCUCACGGCUCCGUUUACCAUCUCUGCCGCAAACCAUCAGAUCAUUCUCAACAAGGUGGCCUCAUCUCAAGCCACAGAAGCAGCAAAGUCUGCAGGUACUCAACCCCAGGUCAUCAAGCAGGAAGGACAAAAGCUGUUGGUUACAGCAAUAGGAAAGUCUGGGCAACCUAUAGUGCUGCAGUUACCCCACACAGGCAGCAAGCCUGGUGUUUCACAGACUUCAGGAGAUACCAAAUCUCAAGCUCCACAGUUUAAAGUGGUGACUAUUGGUGGAAGGUCGGAGCUGAAGCCAGUGAUGGGGAGUGCUGGCAACCAGUUGACCACAUUACAGGCCCCGCAGCUGAAGACUGUACAGAUUGCUAAGAAAACACAAACAUCCUCAGCUGCACCAAUCAAGUUCAUCAUCACAAAAACCGUUAACAGCAAAGGUCUGAGUCCUCAGUCAUCAGUAUCUCCUGUUAUUGCAGGACGGGUCCUGACACAGAAUUCCCCAGUGAUGCCCCCGAGGACCAUUACUCUCUCUGAGCCCCACAACACUAGUAUACAAAGUAUCUCCGGCAAAAAGAUUGCUAUUUCACCGCUUAAGACUCCCAGCAAGGUGACUGUGGUAUCUGUGGCUUCCCCGACCUCCAAUGCCUCUCAGAAGUCAGUGGCGCUGCCUGUCAAUGUAGCACUUGGCCAGCAGAUCCUCACAGUCCAACAGUCCACAUCUGCAUCUCCAGUCAAGGUGGCCACCAACCAAACCACAACACAGAAUAUUAAACCAGUGCAGGCUGUGGGAGGAGUCGGUGGCUCCCAGUUCAAGACCAUCAUCCCACUGGCCACCCAGCCGAAUGUGCAGCAGAUUCAGGUGCCAGGUAGCAGGUUCCACUACGUCCGCCUCGUCACAGCAACGACAGCUAGCAGCACGGGACAGCCCAGUGGUCCCAGUACCAGCUCUAUACAGACAGCUAAACCUAUGGUGGUCAGUACAGGAGCAGUCAGGAUGUCUGUCCCGAUCGUCCCAGCACAGACCAUCAAACAGGUGGCACCUAAGCCCUUGACGUCAGCAGCAGUAGUAACCUCCACUCAGACCCAGCAACGCCUGAUCAUGCCUGCAACUCCACUACCCCAGAUCCAGCCCAACUUCACCAACCUCCCUCCAGGCACCGUUCUGGCACCAGCUCCGGGAGGAGGGAAUGUGGGCUAUGCAGUCGUUCCAGCACAAUACGUCACACAGCUCCAGCAGUCACCAUUUGUGACCCUCGCCAGCAGCUCUGGUUUCCCUGCAUCCACUGCGAUCCAAACUCAGGCCAGAUUGCCAAUCAAUGGCUUGCCAACAGCAGAAACGACGUCAAGACCGAGGAAACCGUGCAACUGCACCAAGUCACAGUGUCUCAAACUAUACUGUGACUGCUUUGCAAAUGGAGAGUUCUGCAAUAAUUGUAACUGCAAUAACUGCUUCAACAACCUGGAACAUGAAACGGAACGUCUCAAAGCUAUAAAGACGUGUCUGGACCGGAACCCAGAGGCCUUCAAACCUAAAAUUGGUAAAGGCAAAGAGGGAGAGUCGGACCGUCGACACAGCAAAGGCUGCAACUGCAAGCGAUCGGGCUGCCUGAAGAACUACUGCGAGUGCUACGAGGCGAAGAUCAUGUGCUCGUCCAUUUGUAAGUGCAUCGGCUGCAAGAACUUUGAGGAGAGCCCAGAGAGGAAGACACUAAUGCACUUGGCUGAUGCAGCAGAAGUGAGAGUACAACAGCAGACUGCAGCUAAGACCAAGCUGUCUUCACAGAUCUCAGACCUGCUCAUGCGGACAACACCUGUUAUUUCAAGUGGAAGUGGGAGGCUGCCAUAUACGUUUGUAACGAAGGAGGUGCUUGAAGCGACGUGUGAGUGUCUGCUGGAACAGGCCAAAAAGGCGGAACAGACUCAUCAACCUCAGGCCGAAGCAGAGAGGAUGAUCCUGGAGGAGUUCGGACACUGCCUCAUGAGGAUAAUCAACUCCGCGGGGAAAGCCAAAGCAGACUGUGCCUCCAUCAACUUCUAGGCCAAGCACUCUGGCUCUCCCCACCCUCUAACCCGCCCCAGCCAUGGGGGCCGAGAGGCAUGGAUUACUCUGCGCUCUGUCUCGGACCCCUGGGGGUUUCGCUCCUGCGGGGAAACAGGUUGUCUCGCUCAUCGAAAGGCAGAACAAUGGCCUGAAAGUAGAUUCCCCUGCCUUGGGCAAGCUAAGUCCAGCUGGAAUAAUAAACAUGGAACAGACGUUUGCACUGUUCGCCUACUCGAACGGAAGGACAAACGAACAAACUGCCUCUAAUGGACCUUCAAAACUGUUCUCACACUUGUUCGCCUGGCUGUGAUGGACAGAAGUGACUCUGAGCAAGGUGGUGCUGAACAGGAAUUAAAUUGAUUCUUCACUUUAUUUUCCCUACAAGACCCUCACAUCUGUUUUCUCCAAACUUUUGUUCUUCUAUUUUAUUCUAUUUUCCUUUUUUGUCUUCUGAAAAAGAAAUGCUUGUAAUUUUUACGUAAUCAUUUGUGCUUACAGUAGACAAACAUGUAUCUUUUGAUAUUUAUUUUGACAAGUAUUUGUAAUCAUUGUGAGCGCUAAUCUUGUGUGGCUUAUAGUGCUGCAAAUUAUUAAUUAAUAACCAAGGCUAGGCUAAAUUGUUUAAAUGAAAAUGAGUAGAGGCAAUCUUAGGUUUUACCCUAAAGGGAGUUGUAAGAUGAAUGUGCACACACAAUAAAUUAUGCACACGCAUACAGCAAUGCUCAGAAUAGUUGGAACAUGGCUAGAUUGGCGGAGGUACACGUUUCUUCUGGUGCUGCUUUCUGUCUUGUUAGUCACAUGCUUACUGUACAUUAAAAACACCAUGAAUGGAGGCGGGGGGGAAUUAAAACCUAUGACUUGUUAAAUGAUGUUCCUAACUAGAGGCGAGCAGGUUCAAGGAACACAUGAACAAAGAGCAAAUUACAGUUACCUGAUCCGUCCGAGGCUGGUCCGAGGGGCACAAACGAAGAGCAAAUAAGGGAGCUAACAUCCAUUUUGCGUUUCACAGCAAGUAAAGCACAGGUGUAAUUAAAGACAUUAAAAAUGGCUGCAUUUCAUUUACUUUUGCAUGUUCCAAGGUCCUGAUAUUGUGUUUGCUGGCUCACUGGUAUAACUAAGACGUCAGUAUACUCAGAAGUGCUUUGUGGACAAUCGAAUAGCUUCCCUCACACCUUUCCGACAUCGGAUUAAGGUGCCGACAAUUUCUGUAACUUUCCAAAGCUCACAAUCUGACGUUCACCCUGUGAUUGGCCAGCUGUGUGGACGUGAGGAAAGGAGCCACAGUUUGAACUAAUUACACAACUAUUUCUGUCACUCUUCAUGUGAACAACCAAGUGCGACACUAUGAAUGUCUUCCAGGGGAGUCUGAAAAUAUGCGCCGUUAUUCCCGCAUUUAAACAAUAUCACGUCUCCUGUUUUAUACAGUCUAUGGUCUCCCCCCUUGUAAGACAGCUGGCUUUUCAGUCUGCCUUCCUCUGUGGCCUUUCAGACAACUAUAAAGACUUUUGCUCUCCAACAAAUCAUACGAACUAGCUCUUUUCUAGUAUAACGUGGCCCUUACUGGGGAAACUAAAAGGCCUUGAAAACCUAUUUUCUCAAUUGGCUUCUUACUGUGAGUAAUGGGGUCCCACAUGAACACAAAAAGUUUUGUCACUAAAGUUACAGCAGUUUUGGUUGUUUCACAUGAGAGAUUUAUGUAUUUGUGGGGGAGUUUUGUCAGUGCUCUUCUCACAGGUUUGAAGUGGGUGAGGCUCAGUUGGAAAAAGGUAAAAUCACAUAUUUCCAUGCACCAAAUCAGAGUUUAGCACAUUUCAGGUUUUUUUGCACCCACACAGUCCUGAUGAAGCGGGUUAGCUUUUGACUUUUUUAUUAUUUAUUAAGAGUUUGUUUCUUAUUUAGUUAUGAAUAUUUAAUGUGAAUACUUAAAGUCCCUGAAAACUUGGCUUCUUCAGUCUUUGUAACAUUAAAUAUUCAUGACAACAAAGUUAAACUUUUUUUUUUAAGUACUUCAAUAAUCAAUCAUUUUUAGUCAUUUUUCAAGCACAAAUUCCAGCUGUUUAAAGCUGAAAUAAUAAAUUAAGGAACUGAAUAUUUUGGGGUUUGGGACUGCUGAUAAAACAUUUGAAUCAUCAUCUUGGGAUUUUUUAUUCAUAUCAUUUACACUCGAAACCUCAACUAAUCUGCUUCAGGUGGUUUGUCAAUCAAAUGUGGUUUCAUCACAUUUCAUUGACACUGGCCAAAUAAGGCUCAAAUUAAUAUGUUGCUGAAUCCUGAUUGGUGCACUGUAUGUGUCAAAAAGUACAUGACAUCACCUUUUUCCAACCGAGUCAAACCAGUGAGAAGAGCUGAGACAGAACAUAGAUAUCUAUGUUCGUGUAAGACCCCUUUGCUCAUAGUAAGAAGCUGAUUGGGAAAAUAAAUGUACAGGGCCUUUUAAGGUUUAUAACCAAGUUUUCAGGGGCUUUAAAUACAACAGAGCCAUCGUUAAUGUUAUUAGUUUCAUCUGUGCUUUUCCUUCUGUGACAAGUCCGAAUAUCUGCUGAUUAAAAAUGUCUUCACAGUUGACAAAUAUUCUAAACUUCUACUUAAAACUUCCCAAACUUUGACAGUGACUGAAUUUCAUCUUCCAGAUGUCUUUGUAGGUUGGAUGCUGUGAGUUUUGUUUAGUCCACCUGAUCUGCUGAUGUUCUUCAUCCAUACUACAUACUAAUUCCAUACAGUGUGUACUACAUACUAAUUGACAUUGUAUACUGUUUUAGCAGUUACUAUACAAAAAGAUCAACAUAUUUCACCAUUUUAUACUAACAGGAAGUCACAGCUAGACAUCAAAAUGUUUUUCCUAAGAUAUAAUACUUAUUUACACAACUCACAAUUUGUUUUAGUUGUUUACAGCUGUGAGCAGCUCCUCCUUUUCCUUUGUGCAUUUUAUUGUAGGAUAGUAUCCACCAACAGCUCACUCAAAAAUCGAGUGUAUUUAGUCUGAAUACUGUCUGCUUUGAGUAAACUUAAUUUUGUCACACUACAAACUACAAACCUGCUUAGAAUCAGUAUGGAUUUGGGACGAGGUGAAAGUAUCUUGUGUCCAUGCAUGUGGGUGAGGCGAUAAAAAGUCCUUCUGAAAGUUUAACCCUAUUCUAUUCAUCAACAGUUGGUGGCGAUAACGUGCCAAGAAAUUUAGCAAUGCGCCACCAAAGGCAGUGAAGAAGCCUGUUAGGAAGUAAAUAUGGAUGUAAACAAUGUAGGUUUCAAAUUCUUCCAAAAAUCGUCUCUGCAAAUGUUUAAUGAGGGAGCAACUGCAUUCAACACGUUUAGUAGGUCUCAAGGAUACAAAUAAUGUGUUUUGCUCAGAAAUGUUGAAUGUAAAGUGGCCACUUUAUUAGGUACACCUGUACAAUCUAAUGCAAUCCAAUACUGUUCUGGCAUAAAGUCUUCUUUUAUGAUGCCUAUAAUGUUCAGUUUUUAUUAACACUGUUAUAGAAGUUAAUUAUAAAUUCUAUGUAUUAGCAUUGACGUUAUAGUUAGUGUUUGUGUUGUAAUGGACUGCAUUAUAUUCAGAGGGUUUUAACUCGACUCGACAAUAAACAUUUAAUUGAAUUUACGCCUUUUUGACAAUGUUACCAAAAACUGAACAUUAGACUUUGUAAAGGUAGAAUUUAUGGCAGAGCUUUUGCAUUGAAUUGCAAUAGAUUGUACAGGUGUACCUAAUAAAGUGGCCACUGAGUGUAACUGUGUUUACUCCACAGGGUACCUUUUUAAUGUAGGACUGGAGCACAGCACACAGCAGCAUGCGUGUGGGAUUUUAGAUCUAAAUAGAGACCACUUGUUCAUUGUUUGUUCGUUUUUGUGCACAUUAUCACUCCCUAUAUGACUCACCGCUUUGAGUAUCACUGAAAUUAAUUAACUCACUUUUUGCUCACUUGCUUGCUUAUGAACCAGUGUAACUGAAAUUAUUCACAUCCAAAAGAAGUAUGCAAAACGUCACUAGAACAAAGCUCUCUGAGGAGAACAUAUGAUUUUUUUUAAUGAUCUACGAAUGCUACAUGAAGGUUGGACAAACAUUUUUGAAUCCUAACUGAAUUUUACAGUUGGAAUAUGCAAAAUAAUUCAAAAAAGGCACAAUCACCCCAUUAAGACCCCUUUUUUGUAAUAAUGUUCACCAAUGAAGUUCACGUCUUUCACACAAAUGAAUUCAUUUUGAGUGCCCUUAAUAGUACUUCAAAAGAUAUAAACCAGCCAUGCCACCUCUUCAGCAAGACAUUUAAAAACCAGAUGAGUGUCCGCUGUGGAGUUAGCUGCUGUUGGCUGCUUUUCUUCAUUGUGGCUGUAGCUGAAUGAAACGUUUCACCUGCCCUUCCAACCUGACUUUUAAAUAGUAAUUAAACGACAUAAUGUUUUUUUAAAGCUGAAAAUGUGUCUGUAUGCCUUAAAUGUAAUGAAACGUUAUUUAUUAUUUCACCAUUUAUUUAGCCAAAUGGCAAAUGUACUGCCACAAAAGAGUUGAGGUAGCUCUAAUCAAUAUCUUUUGUAAUGUAUCAAAUGACACUGUGCAAACAAUGUGAAAAAGAUCUGCUGCAGGGUUAAUAUAGUCAGCUGGGCCGAAGGUUUUGCAUCAAAUGAGAUUUGCUGUAAUUCCCUGAUUCAAAACUAGUUUGUGGAAUAUACUGAAGUUAAGAAGGUUGUUCAAAAUAUUCUAACUGGCAUUAUAAGGUGUAUUUUUAACAAGACAGAGAGUCUACAGCCAUGCUAGCAGCUCUGUGAGGCUGUACUUUGAGCUAAAUGCUAACAUGCUGAUGCGUAGCAGAUAUAAUGUUUAGUUCGGCGUGUUAGCAUGCUAUCAUUUAAUGCUAAUCAGCUGUAAACACAAAGUGCAGCUGAGGCUUAUGGGAGUGUCAUUAGUUUUGCAGGUAUUUGGUCAUACACCGAAGUGUUGGAAAAAGAACAUUUCGACCUCACGAUGGCGCUAGAUGAAAAGUCAAAGGAUCACUAAAGCCAUACGGAUUCAUCCUCUGGGGACCAUGAUUGUUUGUACGAAAUUUCAUGGCAAUCCAUUCAAUAGUUGUUGAGAUAUUAGACCAACACUGCCAUCCUUAGAGCCACGCUGCUCGCAGCACUUCCUGUCUCUAAGAGUCAACUAAAUCCUGGUCUCAGCUGCACCUUACUGAUUCACAGAGGCAACCACAUCACCCUCAAAAGAGCUCUCAUACAACUCAUCACACACAGCUCCACGGUAGCAUUGCACAAAGUUCAAGUGCCAUUAUGGCAAAAUGUCUGUUUUCUGAAGCAUUUUUGAUCACAUUUACUCGUGUGAGCUUUUGUAAAAUUGACAAACAUUUAUCUUAACUUAAACUUCUAUCUAAACUUCUAAAAACUUUCUAAACAAAUAAAUCAUACUCUCCAGCUCUGUGCAAAUGUUUACACCAUGUACUUGUACAAUAUUCUGUUAUACUGAGCUCAGGAAACCACCUACUGAAAAUGUUGACCCUUUGUUUUUCUCACUUUUGCUCCUCCACUGCAUCUUGAAUGCAUGGCCUAGUUCCACUUCCCCUUAAUGAAGAAAACGUAUUUGCUUACUGCCAUUCUAGCAGUCAUCUCAUGCUUUAUGAUGUCUCAGUUUUGUUUUGUGAUAUUGUUUGUGAUUUCAAACCAUACCAUCUGUUGUCAGUAGACUUAUGAGGUCAAGAAAUGUGGUAUUAUGAUAACUCUAGUUCAGUUCAGUCUAGUUCAAAACAAAGGAUCAUACUUUGUUAUAUCUCAAAUAACAAACUGCAAUUGUGAUUGAAAUUGGGAAUGCAAUUCAAAUAUGAAAAUGUAUAUGUUAGUCUACAGUAGUUUGUCCGUUAUUCAGAAAGUGGAAGGCUUCAUUGAAUGUAUAUAAUUCUGUGAGAAAGGCUAUGCGCAUGCACAGUCUUCUUCACAAAUUAGAGAAGCCAAGACUGAGCCAAAACUGAAUAAAGCAGAAGAAGAAGAAGACAAGAUGGAGAUAGUCACCCACCAAAAGGGUUGCAGGCCAGCUGGGAAAGAGAGAGAGCACAAAAAUGAAGUUUUGACUGGACAGGAGAUGCAGCAGCAAGAGACUUGGGAAUACAUGAAAAAGAGUUUUGUCCAACUGUAAUAUGGUCUGUAAUCCCUGUGUGGAUACAAGAAAAUGUGAUAGAAAUGAGACUACUUCAAAUCAAGGCAAGAAAUAAAAGUGCAGAUCUGGUGAGUGAGUUUUAUGAGCA
This is a messenger RNA of Siniperca chuatsi (mandarin fish), 9163 nucleotides long. RefSeq names its product lin-54 DREAM MuvB core complex component (gene lin54). NCBI's taxonomy places the organism in Eukaryota, Metazoa, Chordata, Actinopteri, Centrarchiformes, Sinipercidae. The coding region runs from base 510 to 2939 and encodes 809 amino acids. The record is from RefSeq and is a predicted model, not a curated record. The transcript is spliced from 14 exons. Gene Ontology annotation, cellular component: nucleus. Gene Ontology annotation, biological process: regulation of DNA-templated transcription.